GUAGAAUUCAAGAUGGCGUCCGUGGCAAAGCAGUGCGCAUGCAACACUCCAACAGAGUGCCCAUGGGCCGCAGACCAACUUCUGAUAGCCCGUUUCAACCAGGCGAAUCGCAACUGCAGCAACCAUUCCUUCCGCUGACCAGUCUCCUGCUUUCCUGUGAUGGAUCUGCAGGAAAACACCACUGCCAACACCACUGCCAUGUCUCUCGCGGCCGACGAGCCCCGGCCAGAGUCCGUCAUUGUACCCGCCAUCUUUGCUUUCAUCUUCUGCUUAGGAGUCUUCGGAAACGCCCUGGUCAUAGCCGUUCUCCUCCGUACCGGGAAGGAGAUGCAAAACACCACCAAUGUCUUCAUCCUCAACCUCAGCAUCGCGGAUCUCUUCUUCAUCAUCUUCUGCGUACCUUUCCAAGCCACGGUGUACUCUCUCCCAGAGUGGGUGUUCGGCCUGUUCAUGUGCAAGUUUGUCCACUUCUGCCAGUGCACGACCAUGCUGGCCUCCAUCUUUAAUCUUGUGGCCAUGGCUAUAGAUCGCUACCUGGCCGUGGUUCACCCGGUCACUUCGAUGGACAUCCGCAAGCCUCAGUCCGCCUGGCUGGCCGAGCUGGUGGUGUGGAUACUGGCCAUGGGGACGGCGUCGCCGUACCUCGUCUACUACGACAUCGUCAAUCACGGCGCGAAAAGUGAGCAGGAGUUCUGCAUCGAGGUCUGGGAGGAGAUCGAGAACCAGCGACCCGUCUACAUCGCGUUCCAGUUCACGUUCGGCUACGUGCUGCCCCUGAUGAUCAUCACCAUCUGCUACUGCCUGGUCAUCAAGCGUCUCAACGCCACCUCCAAGAGAAGCCAGGCCAACCGCGCCAAGAAGAGGAUCACGAAGAUGUUGAUCGUGGUGGUGGUGGUGUUCGGGAUCUGCUGGCUGCCGCACCACAUCAUGCACCUGUGGGUCAACUUCGGAGAGUUCCCCUACACCAUGACCACCUACGUGCUGAAGCUGUUCUCGCACUGCAUGGCGUACGCUAACUCCUGCCUCAACCCCAUCAUCUAUGCCUUUCUAUCCACGGAAUUCAGAAAGGCUGUUGGCGAGUUGGCGUGCCAUAAGCGCGGGUAGGGUCGAGCGUGUUCGGCGCUUCCUGACGGACUCGUGCGAGCGACUUACAACCAGUACAAGACGACUCCUCCAGGCUUGUUGGGAGACGGUGGUUCUUAUGGCCCGGCGUCUGAAGGCUAGGAACACCCAGACGAAGUUAUCAAAAUCUUCUUUGAACAGCAGGAAAAACAUAUAAACGUGGCUGCACCAUCAUACUAACACUACCAGUUAUAAAGUAUCCUGCCUGUCUAUAUAAACAUCACAUCGUUCUCUCACGAAAGAUAUUAACAGCUCUGGAAUGAUACCAGAGUCUAACAAAGGAACAUAAACUAAACAAUAAGACAUUUGAUAGCAGAACAUUGCUGAUCUAACCUCUACAAGUUGUCAUCCACGUUGUAUUUUGAUCCAUUCUAAACCACACUAUAAUCAAAAUCUGUAAAUACUGACAAAAUCAUAAUGCCAUUGUAAGUAUAAAUUAAUAAAACGCAUAUAAAGCUAUAUAUAGGUAUUGAUCAAACAAGAGUAAAGGUGGCUGCUACUUACUGGAGAAGAGGUAGUUUUGCAUGCUUUGCAGCAGAGGAAAAUUGUAAAUACUACAAAUCAAUAAUAAAUCGACAAAUCGACUGUCAGUCAAGCGGAGUCAUGGAGCAGGUCUCUUGUGUUAAAUAUUAAAGAGUAUCUUUUGACGGAGCUGAAUACUGCAAUAUGUAGAAUACUGUACUGCACUGUCUAUGUCUAUGUCUUGUAGAAUUACUAUUCCGUUGUACCGAAGACAACUUCCUGACAUUAGAAGUUUCUUCAAAAUCUAUAUUGUACAUAUAAUGGCGUUCAAAUAUUUCUGGUGACAGAGAAGCACACUUGUUGCAAAUUGGCAGGAAAGCUAUAGAAAAGGAAGACCAAAUGAUGGAAUAAUCUAAAAAAAGGUAUAAAUAAAAAGGAUGCGAAACGAAAUUCAGACCUGAGCUGCAAAUAGAUUAUCGGAAUGACCACACUGAUUUUGAUAAGCAGGAUUAUUUGGUGUCUUGGUACUAGUACUAUAUUUCUAGCCCUUGUCCUGCGGAGCCCAACAAUUGUUGUUCUGCACAUACAGUACCCUCUAUAUAGCACCCUGUAUAGGUACGAUUUGGGGGUAUUUCUCGUGCAACGCAUCACACCGCAGCGAGACGCCACGAAUGCGGAAGUUACAACUAUGCCACCGCAGGGCAAAAACAAUGAGGGUCUAUGAUCUAAUUAAGACAUGAAGUUAUUGAAAAAUGUUGUGCCAGGAAUGCCAGCAGGACAAGGGCUAGGUACACAGGAGUUUCCUAGGCACCGUUGAUAAUGCAAAGACCUAGUAGGG
Messenger RNA from Branchiostoma belcheri (Belcher's lancelet), 2422 nucleotides. Its product is annotated as galanin receptor type 1-like. Gene Ontology annotation, biological process: G protein-coupled receptor signaling pathway. The transcript is spliced from 3 exons. The record is from RefSeq and is a predicted model, not a curated record. Gene Ontology annotation, molecular function: G protein-coupled receptor activity. Bases 160 to 1104 code for a protein of 314 amino acids. NCBI's taxonomy places the organism in Eukaryota, Metazoa, Chordata, Leptocardii, Amphioxiformes, Branchiostomatidae. Gene Ontology annotation, cellular component: membrane.